ACAUCAUGCCACUGGACUCCAGCCUGGGGCGACAAGAGUGAGACUCCGUCUAAAAAAAAAGGAUAAUGAAUGGCAACGCCAGUGGGCUAUUGGGCAGCAGGGCAAGACUUUUUCAGCCAGUAUGCUUUAGGGAACUGAACUUUGCUUGAAAAAACUACCUUCGCAAAAUCACCCCCAACGGCUGUAAGUUGGAGCUCCCAGCAUCGACUUGCUGCGCAAGGAGAAACACAGUCUGAAGGGGUAUUGAGGGACUGCCAAAAGCACUGCGGCUUCGUGACCGAGCCCCUCUCGACAUCACUGUCCAGGCCAAUUUGAGUUGGGUUUUUAUCCAUCGCUACUAGAGGAAUCAAUGGAUUGACUUGCUCGCUUGGAAGAUUGUGAAGUAGUUGUGGCUACGGUCAUAUUCCGAACACCUGGUGUAUGUGAGUUUCUCUGAGGACACAUAUGCCUGGCAAAACUCGGAGCAAGUGAAGGUGGACCUGGUCUCCGCUUCCUUCCUGUCCUGCGCCCCUUCUCCUCACCCCCAACACAAUGGCUCAUGCACUCUUCUUGCCUUUCCCAGGAACUGUCCUGCGUUCUGUUUCUGCUCUCACAGCAAUCAGUCUCCUGAAUAGUGAGGACCAGGUGGCAGGUGCCUUGUCUAUGGGAAGAGCACAGGACCUGCUGUGGGAAGACUUGCUUUUUAGUUCCAGCUUUGCCACUGCCCAUCUAGGUGGUCUAGGUGAGCCAUGGAACUGCUUGAGAUUUAUCUUCCAAAAAGAUAGGUGGAAAUAAUGAUAAUCCAUGAUCUUCUGCAGGAGCUCCUAGUGAGGGCCUAAGGAGGUAACACAUAGGAGUGUGUUGUGAACGGCAAAUUAACACGAAAAACAUGUUGCUGUUAAUAAGCAGCUGAAUGUGUGGCUUUCCUUGGGAAAUGCUGCAUUUUCAAAGGGGGUCUUUGAAGAGGGGCCACUCCUUCAUUCCCUACACGAGCGAAGCUGUAGUGGUGGAAAGACAGCCUUAGGAAGGGUUGUAUUAUUUUGAGGUUAAGAGGUGCUUCCUAACUGCCCAAUUAUCCCUUAGUUUUGUGGCUGACUUCAUUCCCAGGAUAGUAGUUAAGACCUGGAGGUUCCUGUUUCCUAAAGGAGGACACUUUUCUUUUCAUUAGAGGAUAUUUCUGCAGCACUCAUAAGGCAAGAAGUGGUGUUGAAAAAGGAUGGACCAAAUGAACAGCCUGGCUCCCCUUGACCCUAAGAGUACAGGUGGGGAGCUGUGCGGAGCUGUCCUUUCCUUCUUCUGAAGGAAAAAGCGACUGACACAUAAAAGAUACCAGGAUGAAGAUUGCUAGUUAAUGACUGCUAAGAACUUGAAAGCAAAUGAAGAGUUGUCCCAAAAGAAUGGGCUGGAAGUACUGAUCUCACAUGCCAAAUCAGAAGUUGGACGGACUAGCGAAGAUCCGGACUGCUCGGGAAGCUCCAUCCGAAUGUGUCUGCCCCCCAGGGCCCCCUGGACGGCGCGGCAAGCCUGGGAGAAGAGGCGACCCUGGUCCUCCAGGGCAAUCAGGACGAGAUGGCUACCCGGGACCCCUGGGUUUGGAUGGCAAGCCCGGACUUCCAGGCCCGAAAGGGGAAAAGGGUGCACCAGGAGACUUUGGCCCCCGGGGAGACCAAGGACAAGAUGGAGCUGCUGGGCCUCCGGGGCCCCCUGGACCUCCUGGGGCCCGGGGCCCUCCUGGCGACACUGGGAAAGAUGGCCCCAGGGGAGCACAAGGCCCAGCGGGCCCCAAAGGAGAGCCCGGACAAGACGGCGAGAUGGGCCCAAAGGGACCCCCAGGGCCCAAGGGUGAGCCUGGAGUACCUGGAAAGAAGGGCGACGAUGGGACACCAAGCCAGCCUGGACCACCAGGGCCCAAGGGCGAGCCAGGGAGCAUGGGGCCUCGGGGAGAGAACGGUGUGGACGGUGCCCCAGGACCGAAGGGGGAGCCUGGCCACCGAGGCACGGAUGGAGCUGCAGGGCCCCGGGGUGCCCCAGGCCUCAAGGGCGAGCAGGGAGACACAGUGGUGAUCGACUAUGAUGGCAGGAUCUUGGAUGCCCUCAAGGGGCCUCCCGGACCACAGGGGCCCCCAGGGCCACCAGGGAUCCCUGGAGCCAAGGGCGAGCUUGGAUUGCCCGGUGCCCCAGGAAUCGAUGGAGAGAAGGGCCCCAAAGGACAGAAAGGAGACCCAGGAGAGCCUGGGCCAGCAGGACUCAAAGGGGAAGCAGGCGAGAUGGGCUUGUCCGGCCUCCCGGGCGCUGACGGCCUCAAGGGGGAGAAGGGGGAGUCGGCGUCUGACAGCCUACAGGAGAGCCUGGCUCAGCUCAUAGUGGAGCCAGGGCCCCCUGGCCCCCCUGGCCCCCCAGGCCCGAUGGGCCUCCAGGGAAUCCAGGGUCCCAAGGGCUUGGAUGGAGCAAAGGGAGAGAAGGGUGCGUCGGGUGAGAGAGGCCCCAGCGGCCUGCCUGGGCCAGUUGGCCCACCGGGCCUUAUUGGGCUGCCAGGAACCAAAGGAGAGAAGGGCAGACCCGGGGAGCCAGGACUAGAUGGUUUCCCUGGACCCCGAGGAGAGAAAGGUGAUCGGAGCGAGCGUGGAGAGAAGGGAGAACGAGGGGUCCCCGGCCGGAAAGGAGUGAAGGGCCAGAAGGGCGAGCCGGGACCACCAGGCCUGGACCAGCCGUGUCCCGUGGAGAAUCCCACGUGCGGAGGCCGGAGAGGGGCACCAGGCUGGCGGGGCCCUGCGAGGGGCAAUGGGCCAUGCCCUGCGGGCCCCGACGGGCUGCCUGUGCCUGGCUGCUGGCAUAAGUGACCCACAGGCCCAGCUCACACCUGUACAGAUCCGUGUGGACAUUUUUAAUUUUUGUAAAAACAAAACAGUAAUAUAUUGAUCUUUUUUCAUGGAAUGCGCUACCUGUGGCCUUUUAACAUUCAAGAGUAUGCCCACCCAGCCCCAAAGCCACCGGCAUGUGAAGCUGCCGGAAAGUGGACAGGCCAGACCAGGGAGAUGUGUACCUGAGGGGCACCCUUGGGCCUGGGCUUUCCCAGGAAGGAGAUGAAGGUAGAAGCACCUGGCUCGGGCAAGGCUAGAAAGAUGCUACGUUGGGCCUUCAGUCACCUGAUCAGCAGAGAGACUCUCAGCUGUGGUACUGCCCUGUAAGAACCUGCCCCCGCAAAACUCUGGAGUCCCUGGGACACACCCUAUCCAAGAAGACCCAGGGGUGGAACAGCGGCUGCUGUUGCUCCUGGCCUCAUCAGCCUCCAAACUCAACCACAACCAGCUGCCUCUGCAGUUGGACAAGACUUGGCCCCCGGACAAGACUCGCCCAGCACUUGCGGCUGGGCCCGGGGAGCAGUGAGUGGAAAUCCCCCACGAGGGUCUAGCUCUACCACAUUCAGGAGGCCUCAGGAGGCCAGCCUGCCAUGAGAGCACAUGUCCUCUGGCCAGGAGUAGUGGCUGAGCUCUGUGAUCGCUGUGAUGUGGACCCAGCUCCAGGGAGCAGAGUGUCGAGGAUGGAGGGGCCCAGCCUGGACUGACUGCUACUUCCUGUCUCUGUUUCCAUUAUCACCCAGAGAGGGACAAGAUAGGACAUGGCCUGGACCAGGGAGGCAGGCCUCCCACUCAGAGUCUGGGUCUCACUGGCCCCAAGUCUCCCACCCAGAACUCUGGCCAAAAAUGGCUCUCUAGGUGGGCUGUGCAGGCAAAGCAAAGCUCAGGGCUGGUUCCCAGCUGGCCUGAGCAGGGGGCCUGCCACCAGACCCACCCACGCUCUGACGAGAGGCUUUUCCACCUCCAGCAAGUGUUCCCAGCAACCAGCUCCAUCCUGGCUGCUUGCCUUCCAUUUCCGUGUAGAUGGAGAUCACUGUGUGUAAUAAACCACAAGUGCGUGUC
Messenger RNA from Homo sapiens (human), 3899 nucleotides. It is a transcript of the gene COL23A1, whose product is annotated as collagen type XXIII alpha 1 chain. Lineage: Eukaryota; Metazoa; Chordata; Mammalia; Primates; Hominidae. The transcript has 30 exons. The record is from RefSeq and is a predicted model, not a curated record. Bases 1401 to 2819 code for a protein of 472 amino acids. Gene Ontology annotation, cellular component: endoplasmic reticulum lumen; cell surface; plasma membrane. Gene Ontology annotation, molecular function: heparin binding; identical protein binding.